This is a messenger RNA of Protopolystoma xenopodis, 438 nucleotides long. The record is from the annotation of a GenBank genome assembly. NCBI's taxonomy places the organism in Eukaryota, Metazoa, Platyhelminthes, Monogenea, Polystomatidea, Polystomatidae.
AAUGAUCUUCUUGAAGCCAAAGUUCUUCAGCUGCAACUUAAGCGAGAACGUCUUAGGUCUGUUAAUGGUCGCCUCACUGCCUCUUUAGCUAAUAUGGAAAAGUCUUCCGCUGCAGUUACGGCGGCUGCCGCAGCUAUGGCUGGACAAAGCUCAGGGAGCAUUAAUGUGUCUACUCUAACUACCAUCGCUUCCAUUUCCAGUGCUAAUGCUACCACUCUCACAAAUACUUUUGUAGCUUCAUCUAUUGCUUGUGUUUCCACAUCAUGUUCGGGACUGCCCAGCAUUAAUACUCUGACUCCUGUUGGCCUCUCGAUGUCGGCUACGCGCGCCACUCCUCUUUCAACACCUUCCACAGUUGUUCAACAUCAUCGGCAUCUUGCUACCUCUAGCCUGAAAGGUGACAUAAUCAGCUUAACUUUAUCCCCACUUAUGUGGUAG